Molecule: messenger RNA, 1945 nt
Organism: Physcomitrium patens
Lineage: Eukaryota; Viridiplantae; Streptophyta; Bryopsida; Funariales; Funariaceae
Source: RefSeq, a predicted model, not a curated record
CUCACUACACUUAUUGCGUCUCGCCAGCUUCAUCAGAGAGUAAUGUGCAGAGGAGCAGCAGGGGGAAGAGGAGGUUGAUUUCCCAGAAGGGGGCAAUUUCAGGAUGCGCGUAGUAGCCGUGUGUCGCACGUGAGGGAGGAGUUGUUUUUUUUAGUUAUUUUUUGUUUUGCCGUGGUGUGUUUGCUGCUGAGUGGUUGUGGAAGAGGAGAAUGAUUGUUAGUUCAUGGGUGGUGGAAGGAGCCCAGCUGGAUCGGACGUGUAGUGGAUUCUGCGUCAAGCUUGGGGCGUUACUGGCGCUCUGCGGGGGUGUGAUUUGAGCUUGCCUUUCUUCUGCAGGAAGUUUUAGGUGUGUUUCGACGUUGCGCAGUUGGUUGUAGUGGGUUGCACCAUGGGUGUUGCUUGAUUCUUCUUGGAGCUCUCAGAUGGCUGGGAGCACCUGAUUGUCGAUAAGUGUGCCAUGGGAUGCUUCAAGAUGGCGUUGGAAACGACUGGAGAGCACAAGGUAUAGGUUGCAGCGCAUAAAAAGCUUGGCACAGCUAUCCUUGCACAAAAAUAGAUGUCAGUUCUGUUUCGGCUCCUGGCGUUGCAUUCCGUUGUCCCAGCACUGUGCUCACCACUUAUUAGAGGGUCCUUUGUUCUCCCGGCGGCUUUCUUUGCUACACAAGCAUUUAUUUUCAGAAGAUCUUGGUUCGCUCUUACGUGCCCUACAUGAGAGAUGCAGAAUUACUUCCCACAGGUUGAUCGGGUGGUGGCCGAAGACGCUGAUCAGUGUUAGAGUAGAAGCGUAGAAAAUUGGUCUACUGGAUGAAAUAUUCAUCAUGGAAUUGAGUGUGCAAAGUGAUGCUCCCGUACCGAAUGCUUCUGAGGGUUCGUCUUCCUCAAUGGGAUGGCCUUUCGGUCUCCCCACGUGUAUGGUUAUCCAGACGCCUAGUCGCAAAGAAUUCCCCGAAACACCUCCCGCCUUCCACCAGCAAUUCAUGAACCUUCAAACCACUUUCUUGCUACCUUUCUUUUCCGACGUAGAUGUGUCGUCAAGCUCAGACACAGAUUCGCGGUCUGAAGCAGCCUCGUCCUUUUUCAAGGACUCGCGACGCAUCACUUUAGGCAGCCUCAUAGGCUUACCUAUGGACUCUUCCUUCCGCUCAAUGCAUCCAGACGCACACUACCAUGUCUUUUCCGACAGGAGACGCAACUUCCUGCCUUCUUGCGGGAUCCUAGAGUUUCUUGGAUGUGUUCGAAACUCCAGCAGCUUGCACGAAUUUGAGGCAUCAGAGGGCGGGGAAGGAGACGAGCAAGUUGCUGUUACAGCGAGUUCUACUUCACUGGCGGCUUGCCUUCAGUUCGAGAGAAGUGUCUCUCAAGGCACAAAUCCAUCCGACCCCGUUCGAAUCAGCUCUAUAUUUGAAGAUGCUCUCUCAUCCGGCAGCCGCAGCCCUGACUGGAAUGACCAAUACGUUUCGUGCCACAGUAUUCUCUCAGAUGGCGAGUGGACUGGUGCUGAUGCAGGUAGGCAUGAAACCGGGCCAACCACUGUCCCUAUGGGCAUCUCUGCGACGACGCCGAGACAUAAAUUGCUCAACUCCCACAAAAUACAACGAAGCGCAAGUAUGAAGUCAUUUUUCUCUUCCAUAUGCUGUCGAAUUGACGCCGGUAAACUCUGAUGCAGUAGUUUAUGUCAAUUCUUUUCUCUCAUUCUUCUUCCAAUAAGCUUGUCAGAUGCAUCGGGAAGCUGUGUCCAUAUCUUUUGGCCGAUGUUGAAGACUGCGAAGAGGAUAUAAUCACCUUGCAAGUGGCAAGAAGAUAGAAUUAGUUGUAUAAACAAGUUUAGGAUAUUAGUGACUGCCUGUCAAUAGCUCAACUACAGAACUUACUGCUGUAAGAAACCUAAUCUUUCUGUCUUGCGAUCGGAUUGCCAUUAAUGUGCAAACAAGAGCUGCUUCCGACA